UUGCAGACAACAUUUCUAAGGGGGGUAGAGAGAGAGAUUGAGAGAGAGAGAGGGGGAGAGAGAGAGAGAGAGGGGGAGAGAAUUUAAACAGAAUCCUAUAUUUUCUCCGCAUAAUUAACAACGAUUAGGGUUUUUGGUAGAUCUGGUCAGAAAUCGUCAAGUUUAGUUGCGUUUUCUCAACUGCAGAUCUCGAUCGCACCGUCAUUUUUCGUUUUAAAUUCGAGUUUGUGGAUUUGAAUCGCGUUUUUCAGAGAGCACUUUCAUGUUCUGCUUAGAAUUCAAAUUCUCAACUCCUUGAUUGAUAAGAUCUUGAAAGUUGGCUCCGCAAAGACGAUCGCAGCGCCACAUGGGUGGCCAGAUGCAGCAGAGCAAUGCUGCGGCCGCGACCACGCUCUACGAUCACCCCGGCGGUGGAUCCUUGCACAAUGCAGGUCCCGGAGGCGAUGCCGGAGAUGCCGUCAUGGCGCGUUGGCUCCAGUCCGCUGGCUUGCAGCAUCUGGCCUCUCCCUUGGCUUCUACAGGGAUCGAUCACCGACUCCUUCCCAAUCUCCUCAUGCAGGGUUAUGGAGCACAAUCUGCUGAAGAGAAGCAGAGGCUUUUCAAAUUAAUGAGAAACCUCAACUUCAAUGGGGAAUCAGGCGCUGAACCAUAUACACCAACUGCCCAGUCCUUGGGUGGUACAGUUGCAUCAGAUGGUUUUUAUUCUCCCGAGUUCCGAGGGGAUUUUGGUGCUGGACUUUUGGAUCUUCAUGCUAUGGACGAUACUGAGCUUCUAUCUGAGCAUACCAUUUCUGAACCCUUUGAGCCAUCACCUUUUAUUCCCGGAAAUACAAAAGUAUUUGAAGAGGACUUCGAUAUGCCAGUUGGCUGGCAGCCAAGAGAGCAAACAGAUGCUGAGGCCUCGGUUUCUUUCCCUACCAAUGAAAAGGAGAUCAGUGGAAGAGAAAAUAAUGUAGCUAAGAUCAAAGUUGUGGUACGUAAAAGACCACUGAACAAGAAGGAAAUUUCUAGGAAGGAGGACGAUAUUGUCACUGUAAAUGAUAAUUGUUUGACUGUUCAUGAGCCAAAGCUGAAGGUGGACUUGACGGCAUAUGUGGAGAAACAUGAGUUCUGCUUUGAUGCUGUCCUUGAUGAGCGUGUAACCAAUGAUGAGGUGUAUCGGGUUACUGUAGAGCCAAUUAUUCCCACCAUUUUCCAGCGAACAAAAGCCACAUGUUUUGCAUACGGGCAAACAGGUAGUGGCAAGACGUUCACUAUGCAACCAUUGCCUCUUAGAGCUGCUGAAGAUCUUGUUAGUUGUUGCAUCAGCCUGUAUACCGUAUCAGAGAUUCUGCUGCUGAUAUAUUUUCCUAAUUCGGUUUCGGGUUUGGUUGUCAGGAUUGAGGGAGCAGAAAUCAAUAAGAGCCUCUUGGCUCUGAAGGAAUGCAUUCGUGCUUUGGACAAUGAUCAGAUCCAUAUACCAUUUCGGGGUAGUAAAUUGACAGAAGUUCUCCGUGAUUCUUUCGUUGGCAACUCAAGGACAGUUAUGAUCUCAUGCAUUUCUCCAAAUGCGGGUUCAUGUGAGCAUACCGUCAAUACCUUGAGAUAUGCCGAUCGAGUUAAAAGUCUAUCCAAAAGUGGGAAUGCAAAGAAAGAUCAGCCUGUCAAUUCAUUGCCUAAGGAUUCUUCACUGGCAUCUUCAGUGCCUAUUUCCAAUGAUGUAGAAGAUGCCUUUGAACAACCGCAGGAGGUGAAAGCAGUGGAGACGAGUAGAAGGAUUAUGGAGAAAGAAACUCUCUCUUAUAAUCAUGCCGCAAGCCAUCCAUCUAGUUAUCCCUACAAUGGGAGGGAGGAAAGUGGGUUGACUUUGGGUUCGAUGGAUAGAGAGAGGUCUGAGAUGAAUAAUUCUUAUGGUGGUUCUUUUAGUCAAAAAAUGCAUUCAUCAUAUUCCCAAAACACAGUUGAUACAGAAGAGAAAGUACAGAAGGUUUCACCACCACGUAGGAAAGGACCAAAGGAAGAAAAAUCGCAUAAGAAAGAUGGCAAUGGAUCUGAUUUAUUUAGCACAAACUCUAGACCCCAAAAUCCAGUCAGUUAUAUCGCAAACAAUGUUGGGUCCAGACAGAAUGAACCUGAACCUGCUGCUGACGGAAAUAUCAACGCGAUACUUGAGGAAGAAGAUGCCCUAAUUGCAGCUCACAGAAAAGAAAUAGAGGACACAAUGGAGAUUGUCCGUGAAGAAAUGAAACUUUUGGCUGAGGUAGACCAGCCCGGCAGCCUUAUUGAUAACUAUGUGACUCAGCUGAGCUUUGUGCUUUCACGCAAGGCUGCAGGUCUUGUUAGUCUUCAAGCUCGUCUUGCCAGGUUUCAGCAUCGACUAAAAGAACAGGAGAUACUUAGUCGGAAGAGAGUUCCACGUUAAGGAAAGUUUGUGUUCCUUGUCAUUGACUGCAUCAUAUUCUAUUCUGUACUUACCUCACAUCACAUGAGGAAUGUUCUGUCGGUUUCUUUUUCCUUAUUUUUUUCUUUUGUAAAUGUCCCUUAUGUGGAAUUUGGUUAUACCGGUCACAAUAUGGAAAGGGGGGUUGAGAUUAGAAGGAGCUACUAUGCUAUGAGUGCGAAUGUAUUUGAAGUUUCGCCAUGUUGCUACUCAAAUUCAGGGUUCUGGCUAAUUUGAUAGUAGCAAGGGUUCCUGGCCUCUUACAGUUGUCAAAAUGUAUCAAUUUAGAAUAGUCUUGUGCUUUUGCUGAGAUUUUUCAUUGGUUUGUGCUAUUUGGAUAUUUAAUAGUGAUUGGAAAAUGUCUUUACAAUAUUCCUAGCGAAGCCAAAGGGGAAUAGAUGUUUAUAUUUGGGCAUCCUGAGCUCUCACGCUGAGUUCACAUAUUCAUCAAUGCACUAAUAGUUCCUAAA
This is a messenger RNA of Carica papaya (papaya), 2889 nucleotides long. The record is from RefSeq and is a predicted model, not a curated record. Lineage: Eukaryota; Viridiplantae; Streptophyta; Magnoliopsida; Brassicales; Caricaceae.